ACUGUAAUUUGACAGCCACAUUGCCUCUGUCUACAUGCACUGAACCACUAAAAUUCUUCCUAUCUGAUAAGAUGCAGGAAUCAUCAACACUAUUUUAAUUCAUAUUUACGGAAAAGUGUCUAAUGAGGGCUUUUCUAAUAUCUUAAGCUGUCCAAUUGGCUACUUGCUUUAAAAGCAGUGACAUGUGUUCAUGAGUUUAUUCAACAUUUUGUCUGCAUACAGAUGAUCUUGAGAUGUAUGAAUAAUCCCAACUCAUCCAUAUUGGGUUGUGGUAAUAUAGGAUAUGUGCAUAUUUGUAGUGGAUGACCUCGGGAUUUUCUCGGUUGACAGAAGUACAUCUGUAUCUUCACCAAGAUGACUCAAUAGUCCAAGUAUUUGGAUUUUUCAUUGGAACAUUGUCUUUUAGUUCAAGCAUGUAUAUGUUUAAUACUCUUAAAGGGUCAGCAUCAAUGGCAAUACAGAGAGCAAGUGGAGCUGCUAAUAGAGAGUCAGACUCUAACCCUUUUUCCUUUAAGAAUUUUGUCUCCAAAGAAAAAGAUGUAGCUUCAAAGAAAAAUCGAGUUUUACAGAUAAUUGGCGAUGAGGUACAUGAAGUCAAGCCCAUGUCGGCGCACAGUCUACAAGAUAAUGGCAGCAAUUCACAGUAUGUCUUUGGCUUCACUCCCCCUGGAUCUGACACUUCAGACUCUGAAACCGAAGAGAGACAUAGUAAUGCACUAAAUUGUCACUCUCCUGACAGCGGCAGCGUGCAUUAUGUUGUAGCCUCUGCAAAUAGCUCUCAUGAACAACUCCUGCUAAUAGAGGAAUUGAAUCAGCUUAGAGAAGAUAACAAGAAAUUAAAGAAAGAAGUGGAAGACGUCACUUUAUCACGCGACAAUGAACGAAAAAAAGUUUUCACUCUUCAAAAAAAGCUAGCAAUGAUCGAGAAGAGAGAGGCAGAGGAAACAGCUGCUCUUGAAAACAUGGUCCAGAUGGUGGAGAAAAACUUAGAAUUAACUACGAAACGAGCAUUGAAGGCUGAAGCACAAGUUAUUAAAAUGAAAGAAGAAAUCAAAGGAGCAAAGACUGAAACGGUUCCCAUGGAAACAUACCAGGAACUACUCGACACACAUCAUUCAACACUUACGUCAAUCAAAGCCAAGUCACGUGCUGCAUCUGAUGAGAUGAUUUUAGCAGCUAGAAGAGCUGAGCAGGCCCUUAGGGACCUCUAUUCAGGUGUAGACACACUGAAAAUCGUUUCUUCUGAGCUUCACUACAUUGAUAGAAUCACCGACAUUACCCCGCCAGAUCAUGCAAGCUAACGAUUGGUUGACGAUUAAUCAUCGAUUACUAACGAUGGUCAACGAUUGGUUAAACUAGACACACCUUCAUAUCAUAUCUCACAUCAUUUCUCGGCGAAUUAUGAGUGGAUAAAAAAGCAGAACGCCUUGGGAGAAAAAGAUGAAAAUAAAUUUAUCUAGAUCAAUGAAGAAUAAUGAAUGUAAAAAUUUUCCCACCGUACUUUGGACUGAAAGGUCAUUUUCAAGAUGUUGUGGUGGUAACGACCUGUUGAUUUCAAUGAUGACAGUCAGAAGUCAAAGUGCUUAUGAUGAUAACGAUGACAAUCAAAGACAAUCAACAAAACUAUAUCACUUUAUAAUGCGCUGAAUACAACUAUGAAAAUCUGCAGAAUCUAUAAUUCUUGAUAAAAAAAUUGCCCAAUGAUGAAUAAACAUCGCUAAUAAUCAUGGCAAUUCAAAUGGUAAUGCUACUUUGUAAAUGAUGAUGAUGAUAACAUUUCAGAUAAUGUUGAUGACAAUCCCAGAAUUCCUCAGGAGACUGAAGGUGUUGCAAUUUGUCGUUGAAUCCUUUGUAACGACAUGUCAUUCCACGCGCUGAUGGCGCAGUAUCUCGUUUUCUGCUAAUUUUCUUAUCUUUCCUGGUCUUGAGCCUUCCUACACAUCAAAUUAUGCCACACAUGAAGUAAAUUUAUAGAGAAAUUCCAUUAAAGAUGUCCCAAAUCCCUAUAAAUACAAUUUAUUGAUAUGAAAGUAGAAUGCUAAGCAAUAUUUGUAUAAUAAUUGUAUAUAUAAGUUGUCUGUUAUUUGUGCAAUAAAAGUGUGAAG
Molecule: messenger RNA, 2105 nt
Organism: Exaiptasia diaphana
Lineage: Eukaryota; Metazoa; Cnidaria; Anthozoa; Actiniaria; Aiptasiidae
Product: endosome-associated-trafficking regulator 1
Exons: 8
Coding region: 303-1301 (332 amino acids)
Biological process (GO): regulation of cytokinesis; positive regulation of protein localization to cilium; positive regulation of cilium assembly
Cellular component (GO): midbody; centrosome; recycling endosome
Source: RefSeq, a predicted model, not a curated record